Molecule: messenger RNA, 681 nt
Organism: Leptopilina heterotoma
Lineage: Eukaryota; Metazoa; Arthropoda; Insecta; Hymenoptera; Figitidae
Gene: mRpS23
Product: 28S ribosomal protein S23, mitochondrial
Exons: 4
Coding region: 138-608 (156 amino acids)
Biological process (GO): translation
Cellular component (GO): mitochondrion; ribosome
Molecular function (GO): structural constituent of ribosome
Source: RefSeq, a predicted model, not a curated record
AUCAGCUGAUAACAUUAUUGUUGUCUUUUUUUGAGGUUAGUUUAAUGAAAAUUCAAGAAUAAUUAAUAAUUUAAUAUAGAUAGUUUAAUGAAAAUUCAAGAACAAUUAAUAAUUUAAUAUAGAAAGAAAAAAUAAAUAUGGCACAGAGUAGAUUGGAAAAAAUCGGAACUAUUUUUAUGAGAGUUCAGAAUCUUGUGAAAGGAGGUGUUUUAAAAAAAGAUGAACUACCAAUUUGGUACGCUGUUUAUGAAGCUUUUCCACCGAAAUAUGAACCAAGAUUCGAUAGACCAGGAUCUAUAGCUCCCUUGUCAAAUAUUUAUUACACUGAAGAUCUUAUAAGAGCAAAAUUUUAUAAAGACUUCCCGGGCUUGACAAAUCCAGCAUUGAGUUCCAAUGAGCCAACGAAAUGUCAACAAUUUAUUGAAGAAUAUCGAAAAUUGGAGAAGGAAGGAAUUCCGGAAAAUGAAAUCUACGAUAAAACAAGAGAGAUAUUUUCUUCAAAGUUGGAAACGGAUCGUGAACGAACCACUUCGACACGCUUUGAAGAAGUUAAACCUGCAAGAAAACAAAAGAGAGCUAUUAAUAUUCUUGAUUUAAUGAAAGAGUGAUGUAAAAGUCAAAAUUUAACCUAAAUUGUUACACUUUACGAAUAAGUAGAUUUAAUAAAUGUUUUUUAAAAUA